Molecule: messenger RNA, 2330 nt
Organism: Pyricularia grisea
Lineage: Eukaryota; Fungi; Ascomycota; Sordariomycetes; Magnaporthales; Pyriculariaceae
Exons: 4
Coding region: 362-2044 (560 amino acids)
Biological process (GO): intracellular iron ion homeostasis
Source: RefSeq, a predicted model, not a curated record
CGCAGCUACAAAAGUAAAGCUCCCGCCCACUUCUAAUUCUCACGUUCGCACAGCCAGUUUCUUUCCGUCUCAUGGAACGCCUACUAGAAAAAUCUACUCAUCAUUCUUAGAUAUCCUCUUUAGGGUUUCACAUCUUCCCAUUUGGCUUUCCCAAUCACCUUUGCAGCUAAGCUAUCACAAGCAACCCCGCCAAGGCCAUUUUCAUCACCUCCCCCCGGAUUCUGGCAUCUCUGUAUGACGACAUAACUACCUACUGCACUUUUGCCACGGUCGAGACCUGCAGCCUUGGGAUUUUCACUAUUUUAAUCCAUUUCCAUUCGGCCAAACACCAUUAACCUACUAUAUAUAAACCAUUGGCGCCAUGGCUCCCCACGCCGAAGAAGUCCUAGACAGCAGCAUGUCUACCAGCACUUCUCGACCAUCAGUCAUGGAUGGGUUCUCUGCUUUUUUAAACGGCGCCAACAGUGUCAAUGGACACUACAGCGCCAGUAAUGGUAGCAAUGGCAUAAACGGAGCCGUACAAAACGGCACUCACAACAAGUCUCGGAACGUCCGCAAAAGCCAAUUUGUCCUACCCACGCCAGCAGACGAGCUCCACGACCUUAUUUGCGUGGGGUUUGGUCCUGCUAGUCUGGCCAUCGCCGUCGCAAUCCAUGAUGCACUGGAGUCAAGGACACUAUCUGAGGCACCUAAAGUCAUGUUUAUCGAGAAGCAAGAGAACUUUGCCUGGCAUGCAGGCAUGCUGCUUCCCGGGGCAAAAAUGCAGAUUUCUUUCAUCAAGGACAUGGCAAGUCUGCGCGACCCUCGCUCUCACUUUACCUUUCUCAACUACCUGCACAAGAACGAUCGCCUUGUUCACUUCACAAACCUCGAUACCUUCUUACCGGCGCGCGUUGAGUACGAGGAUUACCUGAAGUGGUGCGCCAGUCAUUUUGAAGAUGUUGUCAAGUACAGCAACGAAGCUGUUUCAGUAAGACCAGAGCCUACACCUGCCGGCGGCGACAGCUCCGUCAAGAUCUUUGAGGUAGUCUCUAGGAACACCAAGACUGGUGUUGAGACACGAUACCGCGCCAAGAAUGUCAUUCUAGCCCUGGGCGGACAGGCUUCUAUCCCAAGGCCCCUACCCCAGGCUCACCCCAAGGUCAUUCACUCGUCUCAAUACGCUCAUGUUGUUCCCAGAAUUCUCAGGGACACCAGCGCUCCGUACAAAGUUGCAGUAAUUGGAGCCGGACAGAGUGCAGCCGAGAUUUUCAGCAACAUUCAAACUCUCUACCCCAACUCCAGAACAUGGAUGGUCAUGAAGUCGGAGUUCCUGAAGCCGAGUGAUGAUUCACCAUUCGUCAACUCUAUCUUCAACCCCGAGUUUGUGGAUAACCUGUACCCACGCGCAUCUAGUGAUCGGCGCCACCUGAUUAGGGAAGCAAAGGGAACAAACUAUGGUGUUGUUCGCCUAGAGCUCAUUGAGAAACUAUACGAGCUCAUGUACGACCAGAGACGUGAGCUUGGAAGUGACGAGAAGCAAUGGCCCCACCGUAUCAUGAACAGCCGUCGUGUGAUCAGCUGCGAGCCCAUCAAGGGCGACCGCCUGCGCCUGAGGGUCAGGCCUGCGUCAGCGACCCUCGAUGAGGUGGAAGACAUGCAGACGGAUAAUGGCGAAGAAGAGGAGCUCGACGCCGACCUUGUGGUGUGCGCAACCGGCUACAAACGGGAUGCACACGUCGGCAUGCUGCAAAGCAUGUGGGGGAUACUUCCUCAACUGAACGGCACUCAGUCCACCCCAUCUGAAGACAGGAAAUACAAGGUUCCCGUCUUCGACAGCUGGGAGGUGCAGCCGCCUGCAGAUAGCGAGAGCCAGGGCACAAGGUCACUCUCGGUUGGGCGGGACUACAAGGUGCGUUUCGCGCCAGAUGCCGUUGCUCCUGGCUCGGGCGUCUAUCUCCAAGGCUGCUGCGAGGGUACUCACGGGCUGAGCGAUACGCUCCUGUCCAUCCUAUCUACUCGAUCUGGAGACAUUGUGAACUCAAUCUUUGGUCCAAAUAAUUGAGAUAGGAUAUGGCGUGUGGAGGGGGCCCUGAGGAGGGGUUGUAUGGAGUCAAAAUAAGCUCGGCAACCAGUGUUGUUUGGCGCACUGAACAAACAUAUUUGAAACAAAAAAAGGGGGAUUUUGAAGGUAUCAUGAAAUAAUCAGCGUUUCUGUAUUUCGGGUAUAUUGCAUUACAUUUUCGAUAUCAAGGCCGGGUGCAGUUUUUCAAGGCAAUUUCUUUGGAGACGGAAUCUCGCGGCGACGUCGCCGGAUGGAUCGAUCCAAAAAAAAGCCCAUGGUAACGUUG